Molecule: messenger RNA, 2970 nt
Organism: Colletotrichum karsti
Lineage: Eukaryota; Fungi; Ascomycota; Sordariomycetes; Glomerellales; Glomerellaceae
Exons: 4
Coding region: 1-2970 (989 amino acids)
Biological process (GO): regulation of DNA-templated transcription
Molecular function (GO): zinc ion binding; DNA-binding transcription factor activity, RNA polymerase II-specific
Source: RefSeq, a predicted model, not a curated record
AUGGUGUUUUGCGCCUACUGUGGGAAGUCCUUCACCAGGAAGGAACACCUGGAGAGACAUAUUCCUAGUCACACCAAUGUCAAGCCCCAUCGUUGCAGUGCUUGCCAGCUUUCCUUCGCUAGACGAGAUCUUCUCCAGAGACACCACUCAACAUACCAUGAGGCACGAGACCCAAUGGAGCCGCUGCCCGGUGGUGUUCCCACCGUGGCCGGCCGAACGCCAAUUGCUUGCCAGAACUGCGCCAAUGCAAAGACCGGCUGCGAUAAGAGAGUGCCGUGCUCGAGAUGCGCCGAGAAGAACCUUCCUUGCGCGGCGAGGUUCGCUAGGAGAUCAUCCAAAGCUGCCGUCAGAGCGGCCCAAGCCAGCGCUGCAUUCCAACAACAGAUGAUGCCCACUGCUCCCCAACCACCACCACCACAAGCACAACCGGUCGCCUUCAUGGACCUGGAUCCGACAUUGCCCAAGCAGGACUCUCCGGGCAAGAUGUCGACAGGAUCGCCACUCGCUACCAUGGACCCCCGCAUGGUCGACGCGUCGAUGAAGAAGAGCUCACCAGCUCAGUCUCACAGCAGCCCCAACGAGUUCUCUUCGCCGCACAGCCGGAUCGAGGGACUCGACGAGUUCAUGCAACUCAACAACGAUUUCAUCACACCAGACACCAAUUACCAGGACAUGAUGGUAUGGCCUGAGUACCCUCUGGAGCUCGACAUGUAUUCAAAUCAGAUGCCUGUCUCGCGUCCUGACAUGCCGAUGCCGAGUUUCACUGAGUUGAGCGACAUGUCAUCAACCUCUGCUUCAGAGCCCAUGACUGCCUCCUCAUCACGCGGAUCGAUCCACACCAGAAGCACGAGCAUAAUGUCCACUGCUGAUUUCGACACGACCCUGAAGCCGGCAGAACCUGCCAUGGGUAUGAUGAACGAUUCGAUGAUUCCCGAAUUUGAAGUCGUCAUUGCUGCCGAGGACUCGUGGCCGCUAGCUCGCUGCAAUCCCCCGAUCUACUCGGGUACCUGCCCAAGAACCGCGAUCGUACACCUGGAGUGCCUCGAGCGGAAGUCGAAGGAAGACGGUACCUGGAGCUCGCUGGAAAAGUACCUCGAGAACGUCGAUUGGGAUGCUUCCGACGCGUCUGUCGUUCCUCUCACCUCCCGCACACGCGACCGGAUGCUGGCCAUCACGCAGUCGUUCCUCCAAAAGGCGCUCGAAAUCCAUCGCAGCGGCCUGAACAACGGAUACUCCAAGACUGGUUACGCGACUCCUAGCGAGUUCAACUUCAUCGUGUUGCCUCCCACCAAGAUCCUCGAGUAUUUCCUUCGCAGCUACGUUCGCAGCUUGCAUUACUACUACCCCCUCAUCGUCGCCGGAUGUGUCGACCCCAACGAGAUGCUCCUGAACAACCAGGCAUCGACUCUCCUUGUUCUUCUGAUGAUCGCCCAGGGCGCUUCGCACGUGCCGAUGGCCGAGGCCAGGUAUCUCGCCGCCGGUCUCACGGAAACAUGCCGUAUCUCGCUUUUCGACAUCAUCGAGAAGGACGUUGAGUUGUCUGCCGACCCGGUCGCGCUUCGAUGCGCCCUGCUCUUCACAUUGCUUGGUGCUUGGAGUGGUGACAAGUGGUUGAUGGACAUCGCAAUGGGACAGAGGGGGAUGUACCUAUCGAUGCUCAGGCACGCGGGCAUGUUGGAGCCUCAGCCUUCGAUGAUUCCGACGCUGAACAGUACAACGAGCACGGAGCUUCAAUGGAGGGCAUGGUUGCAUCGCGAGAUGCAAAACAGGCUCGUGUACAACUGGGUCAUGGGUGACCAAGAGCUCAGCCUGUUCCAUGACACGCCGCCGCAAUUGGCCAUCACGGACCUCCAAUGCCCUCUGCCCAGCCCUGAGGUUCUUUGGCUGGCAUCUAACUCGGAGCAAUGGCUCGCGAACGUGCAGAACAUCUAUGGAUGCACUGCCAACGUCAACCCGCAACUUCUUUCCAGCCCAUCUCUCACUCCCUCUCUCUGCGAGCUCUUCCAGGACUUCAUCCACGACAACCUUUCCCGUCGCCAUGGUAGCCUGUCACCUCAACAACUCCGCCUCCUCCUUCACCCUCUCCAGGCCCUUCUUUGCCACCUGAGGCAGAUGCUUUCUUGCUUCUCUGACGUUAUGUCCACCCGCCGGGCGACUUCCCGCACAGUUACUAAGGCGAGCACGAUGCUUCGCCUCGAAGAGGUCCAAGCCCUUUUGCAGAAGUGGUAUGAGCUCACAAUGUCACUGUCAAAGAACAACCCCGACUGUGGCACUACACGCUGCAACUUGGUCCUGUACCAUCUCAUCUCCCUCAACGCUGUCACCAACUUCCCUGAGAUCGAGCGCCUUGCUCGGCGUGACGGGUUUGACGGCUCUUACUGGGAGCUCAGCUUGCGCCACAAGCGUUGCGUGUACAACCGCGAGGAAGCCAUCUUCCAUUGCGGCCAAGUUCUUCGUCUCCUUCGCUCGAUGCCCGCCGACCGUCGUCCGUGCUGGUGGCCUGCAGGUGUCUACCGUGCUACUCUCAUUCUCUGGGCCGACAGCAUCGCACGUCUCGACCCGAACUUCCAGAAGGCGCAACAGGCCUCGCAACAGUCACAGGCGUCCUCUUCACCCGCCUCACAACACCACGCUCAGAGCCCUGAGCACAUGAGCGGCGCUGGCGCCUCAAACGCUGCGACAAGUGCACACUCUCACGGCAGUGGCAACAUCGUCGCCAUCGACCAAGUUACUCCCGAGGACCCGGCCGUUAUCUCCUACCUCUGGAGCGGGGGCGACGGUGUUGCGGUUCUCACUCGCCGCGACGGCACCACCCUGGGCCUGGACAAGCCCUCCGAGGUCAUUGGGUACGGUAUCAUGGCCAUCGAAGAGGGUGUCACCUGCCGGAUUGGCGAUGGCAUCAAGCGCAAGCUCAUCACGCUCAACAACAACUGGAACGUCACAGACCUCAGCGGUACUGCGACGGCUUAG